Molecule: messenger RNA, 8734 nt
Organism: Ceutorhynchus assimilis (cabbage seed weevil)
Lineage: Eukaryota; Metazoa; Arthropoda; Insecta; Coleoptera; Curculionidae
Source: the annotation of a GenBank genome assembly
AUGCCUGGAGUACGUGUUUGCUUUGAUAUAUUUCAUUCAACACAGGUCCUGCUUCUAUUCCUCCUUGUAUCGACAACGGAGCCAAGAAGCCAAAAUGGUCCUCCAAGUCGUACCAGAAAGAACGAUCACACUCCAUCUCUGCAAGCGCCUACCUUUAGGAGAGACUCAGUGGAACAAGUACCAGACGUCAAUGCUUUCUCCAAUUUUAAGGCUUCGAACAUGGGCUUGGAAGAAUUUGGAAGCAAAAGUUUGCCUUUGAGGGCUGCUGUUGAGAGUGUACCAGACAUAAAUGAAAUAUCAAAAAGAUUACCUCUCCGUGACGCAGUAGAAAAACGUCUUCCACCGGGUGAACCAAAAACCGAAAAAGACUCAUAUCUUUUUCGGUUUCAACAGCCAUCUUAUGAAACAUUUCAAAGCCAAAUAAUUGACCAACCCGGUGGGGUUUCUUUGAAGUCAUCAUCACUAAUAUACUCACCGGGCAAUCAAUUUAAGACCAUUAUUAAUAGCUAUGUACCUUACAGAAUUAACAAUGGUUAUCAAACACUUUUAAUAAGCCCUGCUAGUCGGAAACAAAGCUUUGAAUAUGAUGAAAGUCCUGUUUCCCAAGAUGAUGAAAAGAAAAUCAUUUGCUACGUCCAAGCUGCUGCAGCAUACAGAAAAGAACCGUUAACCUUUUUUUCUGAAGAUUUGGACCCGUACUUAUGUACUCACGUUAUUUACGCUUUUGCGUCAUUCAAUCCCGAUACUUACAAUAUCGUCCCAAAUGAUGAAGAAUAUGAUAUCGUACAAGGAGGAUAUAGAUCUGUAAUUGGCCUCAAAGAAUACAAUAGAAACCUUAAAGUUCUUCUUUCCGUUGGAGGUCCUAGAGAUGCUUAUACUGGCAAAUUCUCCCGCAUGAUCUCCAACGCGACUAGAAGGCAUGCUUUCAUUGAAACCAGUUUCAAUUUGAUUAAACAAUAUAGCUUUGAUGGUAUAGAAAUUCAUUGGGAAUGCUCAGUGAGAGAAGAAUCAGGAGGCCAGCCAACUGACAAAGAAAAUUUUCAACUAUUCCUUGAAGAACUUUCUAAAGUAUUCAAGGAGUCCGGGUAUUUGGUAGCUCUGGCGGCACCAGCUUCAAGAUUCCGAAUUGAGGAUGGUUUUUAUCCUGCUAAAUUGGAUCAUAUAGUCGAUUUUGUCAAUGUUCAAGCUUACGACUUUCAUCGGGAUAGAGAUCCGGUAGCUAAUCAUCAUGCUAAUUUAAAUGCUAGACCUGAUGAGGAAGGCAUAAAUAUAUUACUGAAUGCCGAUUAUGCAAUCAAAUUUUGGACUAAAAACGGCCUUUCAAGCAAAAAAAUUAUCUUAGGCAUCCCCUUCUUUGGAAGAUCGUUCACUUUAGAAUUCGCCAAUAAUACAGAAAUAUCCGCGCCUAUCAAAGGCCCUGGUCGACCAGGCUUUUACACUCAAACACCAGGAUUUUUGGCUUACUUUGAAAUCUGCGACAUGGUGGUCAAUGAAGGUUGGUCUAGAAGUGAAGAUCAAGAUGGAUCUCCUUAUAUUGUUAAUGGUGAUCAAUGGAUUGGAUAUGACGACGAAGAAAGCAUUAAAAGAAAGGUUUUGUACAUAAAGAAGCAUGAUCUUGGAGGUGCAUUUGCUUGGGCUGCUGACCUUGACGACUUCAAAGGACUAUGUGGCAAUAAAUAUCCUCUUCUUGAGACAAUUAAUAAAUAUUUGAAAGGUAAAGAACCACCUAUGCUAAUCGCCGACUUGAACAAUCCGGUCAAACCAUUUGGAAUUUGUCAUUCUGAAGGCUACUACAGUGACCCAAGAAACUGCGCCGGUUACUACGCAUGCAAAAAUGGACUUAGUUAUCACCUUUCCUGUGGAAACACUAAAAUGUUUGACUCAUCUACUGGAAAAUGUGUUGAAUUUGACACAAAUAAGUGUAAACCUGGUGAAACUGUCUAUAUUCAUCACCAUUUGAAGCAUCUGAAUCGUGAAUUAUUCAAAGAAGAACUGAAGGAAGAUGGUCCAAAGGUUGUGUGCUACGUGACAAAUUGGGCCUUCUACAGAAAAGCGGAAGGCAAAUUUGUUCCAGAAUAUAUUAACGAACAACUUUGCACCCAUAUAGUGUAUGCUUUUGCAAGCUUGGAUCCUGAAAGUCUUCUUUUAAAAGAAUUUGAUUCUUGGGCGGAUAUUGAUAACGAUCUCUACCAAAGAAUCACUUCCCUUAAUUCCAAAGUGCUGCUUUCUCUUGGAGGAUGGACUGACUCAGCAGGUGAUAAAUAUUCAAGACUUGUAAGUGACGGAUCGGCUCGAAGACGCUUUGUUGUUGGUACUGUUAGUUUCUUGAGGCGUCAUGGAUUUAGCGGACUUCAUUUUGACUGGAACUACCCCAUUUGCUGGCAAAGCAAUUGCAAGAAAGGCCCAGCGUCAGAUAAGCCCAACUUCAGUAAACUACUUCAGGAAUUGCAAAAGGAGUUCGACAAGCAGAGCCCUCCUUUAAUUCUGGCAGCUUCUAUUUCAGGAUAUAAAGAAGUAAUUGAUGUGGCCUAUGACUUACCUUCUUUGAGUAGAGCUUUAGAUUUUAUGUCGGUCAUGACGCACGAUUAUCAUGGCGCUUGGGAAGGGAAAACUGGUCAUGUUAGUCCACUUUACCGUCAUCCUUCAGAUCAAUAUCCACAAUAUAAUACGAACUUUACUAUGGAAUAUUUAGUAUCAAAAGGAGCCCCUCGAGAAAAGCUUUUAGUUGGCAUUCCCUUUUAUGGUCAAAGUUUUAGUCUCAUUAAAUCCGACAGUUAUGCUGAAGGUUCUAUAUCUAGUGGUCCUGGAGAACCUGGAGAAUACACGAAACAACCUGGUAUGCUAGCUUACUAUGAAAUUUGCAAUAGAAUCAAAAACAAGAAUUGGGUUAGCAACAGAGGCAGUUUUGGAUCUGGACCAUAUGCUUAUUUUAAAGACCAGUGGGUUGGAUUUGAGGAUACUGAUUCGAUAAGAGACAAGGGAAAUUACAUAAGAACCAGUGGUUUUGGUGGCGCAGUAGCUUGGACAAUAGAUUUAGACGACUUUACCAACCGGUGCUGCACUGGUAGUUACCCCCUUCUUCAUAGCCUCAAUUAUGCAUUGGGACGUAUCUCAACAGUUCCAAAAAGUGGGGAUUGCUCUAAGCCAGUUACACCAUCUACUCCUGCUCCUCCCGAAACUACUACAGGAGUUGAUUCAGGUUCUGCAACUUCAGAACAGCAUCAUCAUGACUGGACAACAGCAUCAACCACAAAAAAACCUACAACAACGCCUUGGUGGACCGCCUCUUCAACUACUACCAAACCUAGCACAACUGCUUCUGUUGGGUGGACACCAUCUUCGACCACUUCAAAGCCUAGUACCACCGCUUCCGUUUGGUGGACCAGUGCGUCUACCCAACCUUCCACCUGGUGGACUACUGGUAAAACCACUACACCCUGGUGGGAAGCCAGUAAGCCUUCAACAACAUCUACGACAAGACGCCCAGCGACAACUGAAGUACCUUUAGUACCACCACCUGCAGUAGUUAUGCCGGAAUACGAAAAACCUAGUCAGAGAUGUGAACCAGGACAAUAUUUACCUGUUUCAAAUAACUGCAACGCUUUUUACAGAUGCGUGGGUGGCGAACUAAGCAAGCAGUACUGUGCUGGUGGGUUGCACUGGAAUAGGGAAACGAGUAUUUGCGACUGGCCUAGCUCUGCUAAAUGCAAAGAGUUGCCCUACACUGCCUCCACUCUUAUUCCCUCUACACAAACAACCACUCGCUAUAGUAAAACUACCCAGUAUUAUUAUACGACGACUUCCACUACGCCUGCAAGUCACCAGGAUGACUCAGAAGCUGCAUGCGAACCAGGUUCAUACUAUCCUCACGAAAAUUGCAAUAAAUUCUAUGUAUGUGUCAAUGACCGACUUUUGGCUCAAAGUUGCGCUCCAGGUCUUAACUGGAACGUUGAUAAAGCCAUGUGCGAUUACAAAUUUAAGGUUAAAUGUGCUGGCAGAAAGAAAAUAGCUGAAAAGUAUACCGAUAUGCACUAUAUAUCUAUAAUUAAACCUCAACCACAUUCCAAAUGUGGAGAAAAUAUGUUUGCGCCACAUGCGACUGAUUGUACCAUGUAUAUGCAAUGUCUUUGGGGAAAAUAUGAAGUUUUCCAAUGUGCUCCUGGUUUGUAUUGGAACAGUGAAAUGAAUAUUUGUGACUGGCCUAAAGGAGCUCACUGCCAACAAACAGAAAAUGAAAUCGAUGUUGCUAUUCCAGAAGCAACUGAAUCUCCGGAAAGACCUUUAGCUCCAUUACCACCUUAUAAACCAUCUACUUCGAAGCCAACAACAUCCAAACCCCAAUCAACUACCCAAUGGGAAUACAAACCACCUUCGACAAGUGAACCCGGUGAAAAUGCUUGGGAAUGGCAUCCGCCAAUUCCACCUACAUCAGAAAAACCUCCACUGUCUGAAACAUUGAAGCCAAAAGAUGAUUAUUUUAAGAUAGUCUGCUAUUUCACUAACUGGGCUUGGUACAGAAAGGGACAAGGCAAAUAUUUACCGGAAGAUAUUGAUGAAAAUUUGUGUACCCAUGUUGUAUAUGGCUUCGCUGUUUUGGACUUUUCGAAUCUUAUUAUAAAGGCUCAUGAUUCGUGGGCUGACUUCGAUAAUCAAUUCUACAAGAGGGUUGUUGCUUAUAAAUCUAAAGGAGUCAAAGUUUCCAUCGCUAUUGGAGGAUGGAAUGAUUCCCAAGGAGACAAAUAUUCCAGACUUGUUAACAGCCCUGCAGCAAGAAGACGAUUUAUUGAAAACAUUCUUAAAUUUUUGGAUAAAUGGAAAUUUGAUGGGUUGGAUUUGGAUUGGGAGUAUCCUAAAUGCUGGCAGGUGGACUGUAAGAAGGGUCCAGAUUCCGAUAAAGCAGCUUUCGCCGCUUUUGUUAAAGAGCUUAAUGAAGCUUUUAGACCAAAGGGCUAUCUACUAUCAGCAGCUGUGUCUCCUAGUAAAAUAGUCAUUGAUGCUGGCUAUGACGUGCCAAGCAUCGGCAAAUAUCUUGAUUGGGUUGCUGUAAUGACUUACGAUUUCCAUGGGCAAUGGGAUAAGCAAACUGGACAUGUAGCGCCACUAUUUUAUCAUCCUCAAGACGAAGUUGCUUGGUUUAAUUCUAACUUCAGUAUCCACUACUGGAUCUCCGAAGGUGUUCCUAGAAGAAAAAUAAUUAUGGGAAUGCCACUUUAUGGUCAAUCCUUCAAACUAGAAAACGAAAAAAAUAACGGCCUUAACGCUAAAGCACCAGGACCUGGAGAAGCUGGUGAAUUUACUAGAGCUGCAGGAUUUUUGGCUUACUAUGAGAUUUGUGAUAGAGUUCAAAAUAGGGGCUGGACUGUAGUACAAGAUCCCAAGAGACGUAUGGGCCCAUAUGCCUAUAAGGGCAAUGAAUGGGUUUCCUUUGAUGAUCAAGAAAUGAUUAGAAUUAAAUCAGAAUUUAUUAGAAGAAUGGAUCUUGGAGGUGGUAUGAUUUGGGCAUUAGAUUUGGAUGAUUUCAAGAAUAAAUGCGGCAAAGGCAGGCAUCCACUUUUAACAACUAUUAGAAAUGUUUUGGCAGAAGCUGGUUCUGGCCAACCUCAGCCAAUCCUACCCAUUGACGAUGAUGUUCCUACUCCAAGCAAACCUGAGCCAGUAGAAGUACCUGACGAUGAAGAUGAUACUCAUCAAGCUUCUAUGGUGGAACAAUCAGGCGUAAUACCACCUACUUCUCAUACUACGUCUAAUCCCAUAGUAAACCCAAAUAGUGAAUUCAAAGUGGUAUGCUACUUUACUAAUUGGGCAUGGUACCGACAAGGCCGUGGCAAAUAUGUACCAUCAGAUAUUGAUCCGAACUUAUGUACUCAUAUUAUAUAUGGUUUUGCAGUUUUGGAUGGAGAUCGAUUGGUUAUUAAACCGCAUGAUACUUGGGCUGAUUAUGAUAACAAGUUCUAUGAAAAAGUCACUGCUCUAAGACAAAAAGGAAUUAAAGUUCUUAUUGCCAUUGGGGGUUGGAACGAUUCAGCUGGCGACAAAUAUUCCAGACUUGUAAACAAUCCAUCUUCAAGAAGGGCAUUUAUCGAGCAUGUUGUUGAAUUUAUUGAAGCCAACAACUUUGACGGGUUAGAUUUGGAUUGGGAAUAUCCUAAGUGCUGGCAAGUUGAUUGUAAUAAAGGACCAUCUUCGGACAAACCAGCAUUUGCAGACCUCGUCAAAGAACUUUAUGAAGCAUUUCAGCCGAAAGGCUGGUUACUUUCUGCUGCAGUGUCACCAAGUAGAAGAGUCAUUGAUGCUGGUUAUGAUGUUCCAGCAUUAUCGAAAUAUUUAAGUUGGAUUGCAGUGAUGACUUAUGAUUUCCAUGGACAGUGGGACAAGAUUACUGGACAUAAUUUUACCAUCAAUUACUGGAUUGAACAAGGAGCGGACAGAAAGAAACUUGUUAUGGGCAUGCCUAUGUAUGGUCAAUCGUUCUCAUUAGCAGACAACAAUGAAAAUGGACUUAACGCUGCAACUUAUGGAGGGGGUGAGGCUGGGGAAGAUACUAGAGCAAGAGGAUUUUUGGCUUAUUACGAGAUCUGUACUAACAUUAUCAAAAAGAAUUGGAAAAUCGUUCGAGAUAGACAAGGACGAAUUGGCCCAUAUGCUUAUCUUAGGGAUCAAUGGGUAUCAUUUGAUGAUAUCGGCAUGAUCAGACAUAAAUCUGAAUAUAUCAAAGCAAUGGGACUUGGCGGUGGUAUGAUUUGGGCGUUAGAUUUGGACGAUUUCAGAAACGAGUGCGGUUGCGAAGAAUAUCCGCUUUUGAGGACCAUAAACAGAGUACUUAGAGACUACGCUGUACCGGAUCCUAAAUGUAUAUUGGGUAGGGGACAAGGAAAGCCUCCUUUAAAACCAAUAAAACCCACACAAAAGCCUACAGAAAGCUGGGAUAGACCAACGAUGAGCAAUCCAAGCAGUCAUCAACCCACAGAAGCCCACAAGCCAACUGAAUCAUCUCAUAUGUCCCUUUCAUGCAAUGGAAAUGCUUUCAUGUCUGACCCUGAAAAUUGUAAUCAAUAUUAUUUGUGUAAUCAAGGUCAAUACACAAUACAAUCGUGCCCUAGUGGGCUCUUCUGGAAUAAAGAUCACUGCGACUGGCCAGAAAAUACUCGAUGCCACCCUGACGGUACCACAGAGAGUGCUUCAGAGGAAAUUUCAACGGAAGAACCUACCUCUAUAAGUACCAGCAAUUAUCCAAUAAUUUCUUCAAGUACACAACAUAUUCCGUCAGCUUCUACAGAGUAUAAGGUGGUUUGCUACUUCACGAAUUGGGCUUGGUAUAGACAAGGAGAGGGAAAAUACUUGCCUUCCGAUAUCGAUGGCUCAUUGUGUACUCACAUCAACUAUGGAUUCGCUGUAUUAGAUCCCGACACAUUAACCAUAAAACCUUAUGAUACGUGGGCUGAUAUUGAUAAUGGAUUCUAUACAAAAGUCCUGGAAUAUAAGUCUAAAGGAACAAAAGUACUUAUAGCCAUAGGAGGUUGGAACGAUUCUUUGGGAGAUAAAUAUUCCAGGCUAGUGAACAAUGCAGAAGCUAGAGCACGAUUUGUGACUAACGUCAUUCAAUUUAUUGAAAAAUGGGGCUUUGAUGGGCUGGAUUUGGAUUGGGAAUAUCCCAAAUGUUGGCAGGUUGAUUGUGAAAAAGGCCCUGACUCCGACAAAGAAGGCUUUGCAUCCCUAGUGAGAGAAUUAAGUUUGGCAUUUAGACCUAAAGGAUUACUUCUCUCAUCGGCAGUAUCUCCUAGCAAACAAGUUAUUGAUGCUGGAUAUGACGUUCCAACUUUGGAUAAGUACUUUGACUGGAUCGCCAUUAUGACUUAUGACUUCCACGGAAACUGGGACAAACAAACGGGGCAUGUUGCUCCGUUGUAUUAUUAUGAAGGAGAUACUUAUGAUUAUUUUAAUGCUAAUUUCUCUAUAAAUUAUUGGAUUGAAAAAGGAGCUGAUCCCAAGAAAUUAGUCAUGGGAAUGCCUCUCUAUGGUCAAUCGUUCUCUCUGGCUGAUAGUUCCAAGCAUGGAUUAAACGAAAAAUCUUAUGGUCCAGGAGAAGCUGGAGAAUUCACUAGAGCUGGAGGAUUUUUGGCAUUUUAUGAGAUUUGCGAACGAGUAAGAAGCCGAAGUUGGAAUGUGAAACGAGAUCCAUUAGGUAGAAUUGGUCCCUAUGCUCAUAUGGGCAACCAAUGGGUCUCUUACGAUGAUAUUGCUGAUAUUAGACGAAAAUCCCAGCUAGUUAAAUCUCUCGGACUCGGAGGUGGUAUGAUUUGGGCCUUAGAUUUGGACGAUUUUAGAAAUCGAUGCGGAUGCGGCAAAAAUCCCCUCUUAAAAACGUUGAAUAAUGAAUUAAGAGGCACCGAAACUGAUAUAAAUUUAGAAAAUUGUACAUAGAAUAUUGUGAUAUUUUUUUUUUAGAAAAUAAAUACCUAUCUUAAUUAUUAUUGAUGGAAUAAAGAAAGAUGGUCAGUAGUAAUUAGUCAUUAUAUUAAUAUUAAUCGUUGCGAAGGAAAAGCAAUUGUGAAUAGUGCGUGUUUUCGCAUUUUUUUGGGGGCCGAUGGUAGAUGGGUAAAUUUUAGGAUUAUUUUACAAGUCUGAAAAUAUUGUAUCGUCUUUCAAAGAAGCAGCAAGUUUCAUAGGUAUGAUACGCCUAAUAAGUUAAGCUUACGUUCAUUUUUAGAUUUUCAAUAAAUUUUUUGAAAAGCAA